Messenger RNA from Tricharina praecox, 983 nucleotides. RefSeq lists its product as uncharacterized. The transcript is spliced from 2 exons. The coding region runs from base 156 to 761 and encodes 201 amino acids. The record is from RefSeq and is a predicted model, not a curated record. Lineage: Eukaryota; Fungi; Ascomycota; Pezizomycetes; Pezizales; Pyronemataceae.
AUCGCCAGAAUCAAUCCAAAAGCAAUCCAUACACACUCAUCAGUACACACAUCUUCACGGCCUCUCCACAUUUACCGCUUCUACCAGUCCCUUCGUAAAUCCAGCGAGGAAACUCUCCAUCCUUCACCCCAUCCCUCACCGAAAACAUCACAAAUAUGUCGUCCCACGGUAAUAACAACGAGAGCUCCAACAUCCGCGAUCGACGGGGAUCAUUCAACCCAGGGUCCAGCCUUUCCGACUUCCUGUCAUCCAACCGUCAACCACAGCCUCCCUCUGCCUAUCCAGGACCCAUUACCACUGCUGCCGCACACGCCAAUACCCAGCGACGGAUGAGCAUGUCGAGCGUCAACGGCUCACCCCCCCAAGGGCCCGGCAACUUCUCCUUGAGACGCGGGUCCGUUUCCUCGAUUUCAUCCAUAUCCUCGGCGCAGGACGAGAGUGCCAUUGAUGAUACCGAACUGGCUUCCGGUAGCCCCAGCAGCCCGUUUGCCCGGCGGAUGAGCUGGGGCGCUAGAGCUCUGCGAGAUGUGCGGCUUCCCGGAUCUUCCAGAGUCCCCCCGAGUCCCAGUGCUUCCUCACCUACUGUCUCUCGAGGUUUCUGGCUUGACAACAAAGCCAGCGGUUACCCAAUCGAUCCCGCCUUCCAGCAAAGGCGACAGAGCAUGCCGGGACCUCCAGCACACGCCAUGCCCGCGCCCAAGGAGACCGCCCCGGAUCCUCUUCAGGAGCGGCUGCUCCGAAACGAGUUCUACAUGGACUAAGCUUUCGCAGAUCAAGCUCAUUCCCCUUUCCGUCCGGAGUUCAUGGAAAUCUUUUUUACGUUGUGGCGUGGCUUUUUUUCUCCCUUGGGAAUUCUAUAACCAGGAUGUCCCGGCUGUUCAUUCGAUGUUAUUCGUUCAUCUCUAUGCCUUUACAACUUAUCAUCGCUCGUAUUAUUAUCGGCAUUAUUAUUCUUCUUUGAGGAUUUGUAUGAGUAGGGGUCU